This is a messenger RNA of Coffea arabica (coffee), 1295 nucleotides long. The record is from RefSeq and is a predicted model, not a curated record. NCBI's taxonomy places the organism in Eukaryota, Viridiplantae, Streptophyta, Magnoliopsida, Gentianales, Rubiaceae.
AUGGUGGAUAUGAUGGCUGAUUUUCAACUUGCAGUAAUGGUGUAUGAGAAGAAAGAAGAAGAAUUUGUUUUCAAUGAUAUAUCUGAGCGGCCAAUUCCAUCCUUAUUACGAGGUUUUAGCGCUCCUGUGUGGCUUCACACUGAUCUAUCUGAUAGUGAUCUAUUCUUCCUCCUUGCUCAUGAUUCUGAUGAGUUCAACCAUUGGGAAGCUGGGCAGAUCUUGGCUAGGAAGCUUAUGCUUAGCCUGGUGGGUGAUUUCCUGGAAAACAAGCCCUUGGUUCUAAACCCACAAUUUGUACAAGGACUCAGAAGCAUACUCUGUGAUUCAAGCCUGGACAAGGAGUUUAUCUCAAAGGCAAUAACUCUGCCUGGGGAAGGAGAGAUUAUGGACAUGAUGGAAGUUGCUGACCCGGAUGCUGUUCAUGCUGUCCGAAAUUUCAUCAGAAUGGAGCUUGCUUCUGCAUUGAAAGAAGAGUUCCUCAACACAGUGAACCACAACCACAGCUCAGAACUAUAUGAGUUUAAUCAUCCCAGAAUGGGUAGGCAUGCCCUCAAAAAUAUUGCCCUUGCAUAUCUUGGGUCUCUCGAAGAUCCAGAAGUUUCUGAGCUUGCACUGAAUGAAUAUAGGCUUGCUACCAAUAUUACAGAGCAGUUUGCAGCUUUUGUUGCCAUUGAACAGAAGCCAGGUGAAAUUCGAGAUCAAGUUUUGCCUGGUUUCUACAAAAAAGGGCAGCAUGACUUUUUGGUUGUAAACAAGUGGUUUGCACUUCAAGCCGCAUCAGAUAUUCCUGGGAAUGCUGCAAAUGUCAAUAAGCUUCUAGAACAUCCUGCCUUUGACCUGCGCAAUUCAAACAAGGUAUAUAUUGAUUAAUUGGAGGAUUCCGUGUCAACUUCCAUGCAAAAGAUGGAUCAGGCUACAAAUUCUUGGGAGAAAUUGAGUGCCUAUUUGACCGGGCCCAGAGAUGCAAUUUUCACCACGGCGGACCGGUCAACUAAAGGGCGAUACAGGAACAUCACGCAUUCACAUGCGCCGUCUCUUAAAAGUUAAAGCCUAGGACGAAGGCAGAUAAUUGAUUAAUGGAGUUUUCUGAUGCUGUUGACCGUUGUUGACUUUUGUGUUUGCUUGUCAAUAUGCCUUUUUCUGCAACCCCGAUCCACACACACACACACACACACACCACCACCACCACCACCACCACCAACGACAACAACUUCUUUUUCCCGGUUAGGUUAGGAGUCAUUGCGGUUGCAGCCGGUUUCCUAGAUUAUGCUUCUCUUGCAUACAAAUGUUAUGCA